CACCCAUUUUACGAUAUGUUUUAAUCCGUAGAGAACACUUAAAGUUAUGAAAUUUAGGAAAAAAAUACUGUUGAAAAUUUCGUUUGUAAUAUUUUUAAUGAUUUUAAUUAACAGUUAUUCAGGAAUUGAAGGAGGACUAGAAAGGAAUAUUACAUCAAAUAUACAAAAUAUCAAAAACCAAUUUGGUAAAAGAUUAAAAAUACAGAGGAAAUUAUUAAUCAGAAGCAAGGAGGUCAUAACAUACAACGGACGAAAUAUUUCAACGGAUUUUGAACUUUUUUAUAUGAACGUAUCAACAAUAAAGCUGAUGGACCCUCUAAUAAACAAACAUCGAUAUACUUUGUUACUUAAUACGGGAACGACGUGUACUAAAAAACAUGUAUUUUUGUUAGUUCUUGUUUAUUCAGCAACAUACAAGUUCGACGAACGUCAUGUUAUAAGGAAAACAUUUGGAUCUGUUUCCAAAUUUGACAAUAGACAUAUUGAAUAUGUCUUCGUACUUGGGCAAACCAUGAAUGAUACUCAACAAAAGGAAAUUGAACAGGAAAGUGUCAAAUAUAGAGACAUUAUACAAGGAAAUUUUAUAGACAGCUACAGAAAUUUAACAUAUAAAAGAGUUUUUAGCUUGUUCUGGGUGAAAAGAUUCUGUAACAAUGUGACGUAUAUCAUCAAAAUUGACGAUGAUAUUACUAUUAACAUUCCGGUUCUUAUUCUUUAUCUUAGCAAUAAACAAAACAAAACAAAGGUUUUAGAAUGUUUUCAUCUGAUCAAUGCUAGACCUCGGCGUGGUAAACGUAAUAAAUGGUAUACAUCACCGUCGGACUACCCAUUUUCAACGUUUCCUCCUUAUUGUGCCGGACCUUCUUCAAUAAUGUCCGCUGACGUUAUACAAGAAAUGUUUAUAGCGACAACAAUCAUGCCUUUCUUUUGGCUAGAAGAUGUUUAUGGCGGUGGAUUUUUACCUUGGAUUUCUGGUGUAACAAUAGUCCGACCGAAACUUUAUAUAAAAGCUUUGCGAGCAAGCUUGAAAGACAAGCCUUGCCAUUUAUUUUACAUAAAUAAUUCGAAGAAUACGAAUCAUUCAUACGUUAUGUGGGAAAAUAUACAAAAAACUUCUACAAAUGUCAGUCAGUGUUGAUAGUUGAUCUACGGUUAAAUUUUUUUUGGGGGGAAAAGUCGAAAGGAAAUUUUAACCGAUAAAACAAUUUAAAUAUUUGAAUUUAUAUUUCUAUCUUAAUGUCAAUUGUUUCUUUCUUCCAUUUUUAGUCACUAAUCUGAUCUAAAUACUUCCACAAGAAUAAUUAAAAAAAUAUUAUAAUAGUUAUGGCUGCUGCCAAGAAUGUUUUUAACCAUUAAUCUGUUUUUUUUGUUUAUUUCAAACAAAUAAAUCAUAAACGGGACAUACAUACAAUAUAAAACAUGUUAUAUGAUAUAAACUAUAAUAAUUAUAAAUUCAUUUAAGUUUGAAAUAUAAGACAUUUUCUAAAGAACCGAUGAUGAGAAAAAGGUUUAAAAUGAUUAUAGAUAAAAGAAAAAUAGAAAAACAGUAAAAAAGGAAGGAGGAAUUAUUAAUUUACAUCUAUCUAUAAUUUUAGAUUAAAAUAUAUAUUUGACUUAAACAGACAUUUUCUAUGUUAGUCAGUAAGUAUUCAAGUUUAAUUAUCUUAAACUAUCAUUUUGUCCAGGUGAAUUAAGUCCAUUUUUUAACAAUUAGAAAAAUUAGAAAAAAAGGUAAAAUACAAGGCAAAGUAAACAAUAAACUCAUUAUAGAUACCAGGCUUAAACUGAGAAAUAGCAACAUAUCAUCAACUCAAAUAGUUCUAUUUGUAUUUACUUAUUGAAGUUCCAAUAACCAUGGUAUCAGUAUUUUUUUAAAGAGUUAAUUGAUCAGUAACGUGUUUUCAUGAGAAUCAGAUAAAAGUAUGGUAUUAUUCCUUCCGACAAAGUGAUUGACAUUUGUAAAAGAUCUGAAUAAAUCUGGUUAAAAAAAAAGUUACAGUUGAUACAUGGAUAUCAUAGAUCAAACAACCAUACCUAUGGGAAAAAACGCUUACAGACAACACCAUAAUCAAAAGAAGGAGGGGAGGUUGUUAAAUGCCUUCAUAUUCGCCUAAUAUGCAAAACACAUGUUAGAAAGGAACACAAUCAUAUCAAUGUCUUUACUUAUUAAUAAAACUCAUUUACGCCUGAACGGAUUUAAUGUUUUCAUUCAAGCAACAACAUGCGCCAAGUGCAAUUGAUCUUUAUUGAAUGAUAUUCCGAUAAAACAAUCCUUACUGUAGAUAUUUAACCAAUGCUGCCGUCGUCACCGCUGGAAUAAUUAUCUAUGCAUAUAUAUUGGCAAAUUCAUUGAAACGGCUUCCUUAGAUUAAACCACAACAAACUAUGUUUUACCGUACAGUUAUAAAAUCUUCUGAUCCGACAUCAUUUCAAUACAUAUACGCUGCAUUGUGUACGUUCGUGUUUUUCUCAGACAGUUUAUGACGUGUUUACACUAAAUACUUUUGAUAUGAACAGAUUGGUGUUUUAUACUCAGAAAACAUGAUGUAAUUCAUAUAAGUUAAACUGGCCUUAAGUUACGAAUUAGAAUAACAAACCUCAUAAAAAACUUGACAAAGAUACCAGGCUGAUAAAUGACUAAGGAUUCAUCCGAUGAGAAAGAAUCAAAACUAUUGGAAGGCUAGAUCAAAUACGCGUGAAAAGCAAACAAUUAGCUAUGCAUAGUCUUAUCAUAUUCUUGGACAUUUAUUUUUACAUUAAAUCCUGUAAAAAGCGCUCAGUGACGGCUUAAAAGAAUUAAUUUAUUUCGAAACGUUCUGAUGCAUAAAACCUUCUCUGAAUUAGUUGUUCAUAGUUUGAUCUUAUGAUAUGCUAUAUCAAGGUAAUAGUAUAAUAUAUAUGUCUCUUCAAUAAUCAUAAUUCGAUAAAGUAAUGACAAAUCUGAGUAACAAACUAAACCCGAGGGAACCACGUCAACUAUCAGAGAUA
Molecule: messenger RNA, 2988 nt
Organism: Mytilus trossulus (common blue mussel)
Lineage: Eukaryota; Metazoa; Mollusca; Bivalvia; Mytilida; Mytilidae
Product: beta-1,3-galactosyltransferase 5-like
Exons: 1
Coding region: 47-1138 (363 amino acids)
Cellular component (GO): Golgi membrane
Molecular function (GO): hexosyltransferase activity
Source: RefSeq, a predicted model, not a curated record